This is a messenger RNA of Jatropha curcas, 738 nucleotides long. Lineage: Eukaryota; Viridiplantae; Streptophyta; Magnoliopsida; Malpighiales; Euphorbiaceae. The record is from RefSeq and is a predicted model, not a curated record.
AUGGUAUCAUUAUCAGAUGACACAUAUGAUGCAUAUGCUACAAUGGAAGAAAUCAAUGCUUUACCGAUGCAUUUGAGAGGUUUGCUAUGUCCGAUGUGCAACAUGAAAGAUCUCUACAAGACCUUUUUGGAUCUUUUUGAGGAAACAAGUAAUAUUGUGUGCAAAGAAGGAAGGUCCUAUUGUGCCUAUUAUACGAAGGAGGCAUUUAAAGAAUUAUUGAGAGCCUACUGGAUGGAGGCCAAAUGGUCUAAUGAUGGAUAUGUGCCAACAUUUGGGGAGUAUUUGCACAAUGGUGCAACCUCAAGCAGCUAUGGAGUAGUUGCAGCAGUAUGUUUCGUUGGGAUGGGAAAAUUUGCUGGCCUCAAGGAAUAUGAAUGGCUAAAAGCUAACCCAAAAAUUGCUAAUGCUGUCAAGAUAAUUGGUCGUCUGUUGAACGAUAUAGAUGAGCAAAAGAGGGGAGACUGUGCUUCAAGUGUAGAGUGUUACACAAAAGAAUAUGGUGUUACAGAAGAAAAAGCAGCUGAAGAAAUCUUGAAAAUAUGUGGAAAUGCAUGGAAAGAUAUUAACGAAGAAUGCAUGGGACCAACUUCUGUUUCAAGGCCUAUCCUCGAAUGUCUGCUCAACUUUGGUCGCGUUUCAGAGCUUGUUUUUAAGUUUGACGAUGCAUAUACUAACCCAUCAAGUCUCAAAGACAAAGUGAUCUCACUCUAUCUUGAGCCAUUUGCCCUGUCAAAAUGA